AUGGGCAGUGUGCUGGCCUUGUCAUCUCGCCCAGGGCGUCAGAACUCCCCCUUCCCCCAGGACAGGCCCCUCUCGCGCUGGGACAAGAGGGAUGGACGGCUCCCAAACCCAGGCAGUUUCGAUGGCCUCCACCGUAACUGCAAAGAUGUGUUUCCACAGCAGAUUGAAGGAGUAAAAAUGAUCGUAAACAAAACACUCAGCAGCUUUUUCAAGGUCAGCCAUACGUUUCACCUCAGUGCUGUUGCACCAUCAAAUUACCGCUUCCACGUUGAGUACCUGCAGUCAGACACUGACAGUAAAGAAACAAGCUCACCUAUGCUCAUUGGGGAAAUGGACUCUUCUGGCAGCCUGAACGCGCACUCUCUGUUCCACCUGAGUGAGAGAAUAAGAGCCAAAGCAGUAUUUCAGACUCAGCAGUCCCAGUUUGUCACGUGGCAGUUUGAGACGGAGUACAGGGGCAGUGACUUUACAGCAGCUGUCACUAUGGCCAACCCCGACAUUCUUAGAGAAUCAGUUAUCAUGGUGGCGCACUUCCUCCAGAGUGUCUCUCCACAGCUGGUUCUUGGGGGGGAGUUGGUGUACCACCGAGGACGAGCUGAAGAAGGUGGUAUCCUCACCCUAGCUGGCCAGUACUCAGGGCCCAACUGGGUGGCCACAGUAAAUGCAGGUAAAGGAGGUGCCCAUGCAAGCUAUUAUCAUAGAGCCAACAAGCAGAUCCAGGUCGGAGUGGAGUUUGAGGCCAGCACCAGAACCCAGGAGACCACAUUCUCCUUCGGUUACCAAAUGGAAUUACCUGAAGCCAAUAUGAUCUUCAGAGGUAUGUUGGACAGCCGGUGCAUCAUUGGAGGCGUUCUUGAAAAGCGCCUCUGUCCGCUUCCUGCUACCUUAAUCAUGGGCGCCUUCGUCAACCAUCGAGGAGACAAGCUGCAGGUGGGCCUGGGGGUGAACGUGGGCUAAAUAACAGCAUCUGACCACGUGGACGCUCCUGUGCUGUGUCAGAACGUUCCUCCAGAAACCCCCUCUCAGGUCUGUCCAGAGACAUGGGCGCAUCACAGAUUAUUGCUAAAUCUAAGCCCUAUUGGCCCUUCUGGACUUCUAUAUCUUUUCUUGGCAUGCGGGAACAGAAGGAACGUUUCCAUUCCCAGUGGAGAAACAGCAGCAAUCCAAACACUUCCAUGUUGGUGCUGACCUUGAUUAUGAUUGACAGUUUUGUCACUCACACCUUGAAGACUUCUUGAGUUCAGUGACCCUGAAACACACUGAACAGUGACUUUCUGAAACACACUAAGAGAAUAUUUAUGGACCUUUUGGGGGAACAAGAAGAACCACAUAAUACAUGCAUAUUUUUCCCAUGUAGCUUUGGUAGUUUUGAACUAGAUCUGGACCAAAAGAAGAAGGUUCCACAUUUGGUCUUGGACUAAAUA
Messenger RNA from Colossoma macropomum (tambaqui), 1424 nucleotides. RefSeq lists its product as uncharacterized. The transcript has 9 exons. Gene Ontology annotation, biological process: protein import into mitochondrial matrix. The record is from RefSeq and is a predicted model, not a curated record. Gene Ontology annotation, cellular component: mitochondrial outer membrane; mitochondrial outer membrane translocase complex. The coding region runs from base 1 to 957 and encodes 318 amino acids. NCBI's taxonomy places the organism in Eukaryota, Metazoa, Chordata, Actinopteri, Characiformes, Serrasalmidae. Gene Ontology annotation, molecular function: transmembrane protein transporter activity.